Messenger RNA from Etheostoma spectabile (orangethroat darter), 5086 nucleotides. RefSeq names its product erythrocyte membrane protein band 4.1 like 5 (gene epb41l5). Gene Ontology annotation, biological process: actomyosin structure organization. The transcript is spliced from 26 exons. Gene Ontology annotation, cellular component: cytoskeleton. The coding region runs from base 231 to 2567 and encodes 778 amino acids. NCBI's taxonomy places the organism in Eukaryota, Metazoa, Chordata, Actinopteri, Perciformes, Percidae. Gene Ontology annotation, molecular function: cytoskeletal protein binding. The record is from RefSeq and is a predicted model, not a curated record.
CUUGACGUCACAUCCUGAGGAAAGCUUUGCCUUCUACUUUUUGUUGGGACCUGAGAGAAAAUUAUCUCGCAAAGGUAACGAGGUGGGGGGGGGAAGAAGAAAGAGAAACAAGUUACAAACCAUGGAAAUGUACGAGAUUGCUGUUUAGUCGUCUACAAUGCAAGCGGACGUGCUUUCACCGUGAAUUCAUACGAAGAGGUUUUUGUGUGGUAGUGUAACUCUCCCCCAUCAUGCUGAGUUUCCUGCGCAGGACGCUGGGACGACGCUCCAUCCGAAAACAUGCAGAGAAAACUCGGUUACGUGAGGCCCAGCGUGCCACGACGCACAUCCCUGCUGCUGGGGAUGCAAAGUCUAUCAUCACCUGCCGCGUAUCCUUACUGGACGGGACAGACGUCAGCGUUGACCUGCCGAAAAAAGCCAAAGGUGAGGAGCUGUUUGACCAGAUCAUGUACCAUCUGGACAUCGUAGAGAAAGACUACUUCGGACUGCGCUUUAUGGACUCAGCACAAGUGCCGCACUGGCUUGAUGUCACAAAAAGUAUCAAAAAGCAAGUGAAAAUUGGCCCACCAUACUGUCUUCACUUGAGAGUUAAGUUUUACUCCUCCGAACCGAACAAUCUGCACGAGGAGCUUACCAGAUACCUAUUUGUGUUACAGUUAAAGCAAGACAUCCUCAGUGGCAAGCUAGAAUGUCCAUUUGACACGGCGGUGGAGUUGGCUGCCUUUUCGAUACAGGCUGAACUAGGGGAUUGUGACCCAUUAGAGCAUAAUCUGGAACUGGUAUCAGAAUUUCGCUUUGCACCCAACCAAACAGAGGACAUGGAGCUAGCGAUAUACAACAAAUGGAAGGAAUGCAGAGGUCAGAUGCCAUCCCAAGCGGAAAUUAAUUACCUGAAUAAAGCCAAGUGGCUAGAAAUGUAUGGGGUGGACAUGCAUAUGGUCAAGGCAAGAGAUGGUAAUGAGUACAGUCUGGGGUUGACACCAACUGGAGUUUUAGUGUUUGAAGGAGAAACCAAGAUAGGGCUCUUCUUCUGGCCCAAGAUCACUUGUCUGGAUUUCAAGAAGAGCAAACUGACGCUUGUGGUAGUGGAGGAUGAUGACCAGGGCAAAGAACAGGAGCACACUUUUGUCUUCAGGAUGGACCACCCCAAGGCCUGUAAGCACCUCUGGAAGUGUGCUGUGGAACACCAUGCUUUCUUUAGGCUGAGAGGGCCGGUACAUAAGAACUCUGCACGCUCUGGAUUCAUACGCAUGGGAUCACGCUUCAGAUACAGUGGAAAGACAGAGUAUCAGACAACCAAGGCCAAUAAGGCAAGGCGUUCAUCUUCCUUUGAGAGAAGGCCCAGUCGACGUUACUCCAGAAGAACAAUGCUGAACCGAGGAACAUUCCAUCCCCAGGAUGUUCUUUCCUCGGGCAAUGGAGUUAGCUCUAGCAAAGGCAACAAGGCUUCUCCCAGUAGAGGUGCCUGGUCAGCUGUGCCUGUGGUCAACCCAGUAGCUGCUUCUGCCUGUGCACCGAUGGAAAUUGAGGCUCUACCCAGGAGUCCUGGAGGAGAAAAGAGAAGUCUGCCCAUGGCUGUUGACCUGAUAGAGACGUGCAUUGAUGAUGUCCUCAGGGCUCCUGUCGUUCCCACAGCGGCAGCUACAGACGAGUCUGGACCAAGCAACGCCUUUGCUACCCCCAGUGUCAGUGGGGAAGAUGUUCUCGGCCUCGCUGAAGCAGCAGCUCGUCUGAAGCAGCUGGAGUUGGAGAGCAGUCCGCUUCUUGGUACUCCAAAAAAUAACAUCAAUGUCAAUAUGGUAAUGAAUAAUCAGGAAGAUGUUGUGAAGCUCACAGAGAAGUGUGGUCUGAGCAAUACAGGCAGUAGUCCAGUUGUCACUCCACUGUGCACUCCAGAGGAUCUGAAGAGUAACAUCCUGAAAGCACAAGCCGAGGCUGCUGCCCUCAAGGGAUCUUUGGAGGAACACGUAAUUGUCGGAGAUAAGAACUGUAACUUGCAGGAGGCCUCUGCCAGGUUGAAGGUGCGUACUGGGCGAAUGGGCAGUAACUCUUCUCUGUCCGUUAGUGGUCGCUCUGACAUUCAAGACUCCCGGGACCUGCUCAAGCCAGCCUCACUGGUCUCAUCAGCAGGGGCAAGUGUUGAGAGGCUAGCUGAGGAUGGGAACCUCUCUGUUCCCAAGAUGCCCUCUGAGUCUGCCAGCGAAAACAUGGCACCAAAGGUUAAAGCAGAGGAAGUUGACCUGCCAAACACCGCCCCACUGUCUGACAACUUGAUUGAUUUCACCGAUCCCACUCCUAUGCUACCACCAGUGCCCAAACCUCUUAUCACCCCUCGCUGGAUCAUUCCUACAACUGCUCCUCCUGGCGUCUUUACUAACGGCGUGCUCGACUUUGACCCCCCCGCUAAGGUCCACCCUCUUCUCCCUGCAGAUGGGGGAGCAGCUCUUACCCCAGUCCUCCCCCACCUCGCUCACACACGUAACAUGAUCUCUGCCAGCACUGUGGGUCAGCAGCCAGCCUCAGAGGAUGGAGCCAAACCCAGAGGUCUCCUGACCACUGAGCUCUGAUGGAGAAAUGAGGAGAAGACCAUCGCAACAUUAAAAUCCCUGAUCGCUUCCCCACCUCACCCCCCUCACCCAUCCACACACAAGCAAGCUGGGCCAGGUGUGCUGAACACUGAGGGCUAAGAGGAAAGUGGAACCAGGGAAGAGGCAGCUUACAAACACCACAAACUUAAUUUCACUGACUAACUGAGUGAACAAACAGAACUAAGUACACAGGAAAAUAUUAGAAAUAUGAUUUCAGUUUUUCACAACAUGACACAAUGCCUAGUUUUUGUAGGUCGGUUAAAACAAAAGUUUAGCUCCAGUAUUACCUUCUUAAGAACACCUAACUUGUGAAUCUCCUGUACGAGUUCACUGUCGGUGACCUGCAAUUUACUUAAUCCAUCCAGUCGACCAAACCUCAGUCUCUCAUAACACUAUCUCCUUGUAGAUGACAAGUGAUGAAAGAUCUUGUUAUUCAACUUGUUUGCUACAAAGGUCAAGUUGGGACUGACACAAGAGAAUCUCAUGACACUGUACGUUAAGUUGCAUCAAAGCAUAAGGCUUUGACUGCGAGAGUAGGUUGUCUCUUUUGUUGUUGUGCUGAUUUCCUCCCUUAUUUUUGAAUCUUGCUGUUUUAUUACUGGUUAUUCACACCACUGGAUCUUUGCUACGCUGAGCUUUUGUGUAAACGCACACAUCGCACAGCAUGUAGAGCUGAAGUACACUGGAUGAAGGACUAAAAAGAAAAACCUAUAAAAAAGAACGAUUGUGACUAAAAAUGUUGAUUCUAAGAGAUAAUAAGCCUUGGGCUCCUAACAUGAUGAAACAUGGAUAUGAUACUGUACUGUCCUUGUGGCACACUACAAACCCUAGUUCACAUCACUACUACAUGCCAAAGUCGUCUGUUGGCAGCCACUGGAUAUGAAAACUUUACUGGAUGAGUUUUUGCAACACUGGACUUUGAAAUCUUAUUUUAUUUCUUUUGCAAUGGAUGACAAUAGAGAUGACUACAUUGGUUUUUAUUUAACUAAUGUUUUCAUUGUCCUGCUCUUACUUUUUCGGUUUUAAUAUUUUGAGAGAAAGCUGACUACACAAUGAUACAGUUGAAGUUUUACCUUUUUUGUCUAAUAUGUGAUCCUAUGUUUUUAUUUGACGUCACUGCCUCUACCUGUGACAAUUUCCCAUUCACACUACUUGUAUCUUCUACUGUAUAUUGGCUAGGUAAAUGCAAAAGGCGGCGGAAUUCCUGUUAAAACCUUUUAACUUCACUAUGAUCCCUGGAGGUGGACACUGUGUCCAGUUUUUUGAGUACAUAUACUGUUUUCACAAAACCAGUUUUAAAUGUUGAUACAAUACUAGUAUAAAGAAACAAGGCAACAGGAUCAUUAUUUUUUGUUAUUAACAACAUGCACACAGUGCUGUUACAGAAAAAGUCACUAAACACAUACCAACACAUUUGUAAAAAUGUAAAACGUUUUUAACACUUUUUAAAUGUGUUCACUACCUUGCAGGCCUACACAUUCUAUGUCAUUAUUGCUUUUAGUAUUUUUUUUAUGCUUCACCUGUUUGUUGCUGGAGAGAAUACAGUAACAGCCACAGGUUGAGGACCAGUUUAUUUUCUUUACCGUUGUCUCAUCGGUGCAGCCUUGUGCUGAAAAUCUCACUGCUGAUCUGUCUUCUUUUUUUUAAUAUAUAUAUAUAGCUUUGGUACUUUCAAUGCUGUCAAAGGUAUAAUUUACAGAGAUUGUAGCGUUUUAAACACGUAUGAAAGUAUCAACACUUUUGACAACUUUGUAUUACUUAACUGGAUGUCUGAAUUCAUUUUAGACAGUAGACCUUGUUAUACAGUAGAACAUGGCAUCUGGUAAUAACGUGCUGCAGUUACUACCCUGCCUUGUAGAAAUGAAUGUAUUCAAAUAGUCUCAUCUGAGAAUGCUGGCGAUGCCACAGAAUAAAAAGAUGCACAACGUGUUACAUUCUCAAUUGCCGUUAUAGUUUUAACUGGAGGAAAACCUGUGAAAUAUCUUAAAAUCAGAUUUUAUACAAUUGAGGCCUAAUUCUACAUUUUAUUUUUGAGUUAUUAAUUAAUUACCCCACCCAACUUAAGUCUGGACCCUCAUUCAAGUUAUGUCUUUGUUUGUUUUUUCAUUAUGAUGGUGAUUCCAUUCUUGAGCAAGGGAAGCUGUUUUACAAUGUUGUCUUAGCAGUGACAGUUAUUUAUGCUACUACUCAUUGUAAUUGUUCAAAUAUUACAUGUUGUCCAAAAGUGUUAUAGCGUACAGUUAUGAUGUAUUGUCAGUAUAAUGGCAUCAGCUGGCUGUAGAUAUGAAGUAGAUUUAUAUACUGUAUAUUUUUUUUUUUUAAAUCCUGUUGGCAGUAUUGUUACUACACACUGAGAAGAUUUCUGCACUGAGGUGUCUUCUAAUUACAAAAGAAGUAGGAAACUGACUGAGAGAUUGUGACGUCUCAAAUGCAAUUUUAUAUCAACUUUUUUUUUCUGAAAUACCGGAUCCUGAUUCAGUAAAGCUUUGCUACAGUAG